AGAGAAUAGAAGACCAAAAGCGUAAUUUUAAAUUAGACAGAGCCCCUACCAUAUAAUAUGGUUUUACCUUUUUACUAACCACAAUUCAUUUUCACCCAUCUGCAAAACCCUUGACGCCGUCUGCACUUUUAAAUUUUACCGCAACGUAAUGGAGGAGAUGGAGCUUUUCACCGGCCACCGCAAGGACUUGCCGCAACACGUGGCACCAUUCUCUGAUUCUCUAGAUUUAGCUGCCGUGAUUUGCUCGCCGGAGGAUCCACUGAUGUUGGGUCACCGUCCGAAUCUGCCGCUGCAGAAGCUGCGUCCAAUCAGGUACAACGGUACCUGCUCUCAGGCGGUAGAGGAUCCGGUGGAGUACGCUGAGGUAGUUGAGUUUCUUCACGAUCAGGCGUGCCAUGUUAAUGGAGAGUCCACCACCGACUACUUGGUGCCUCCGAUUAAAGCUGAGGCUGCUGAAUUGGGUGAUGUGGGCGGCGGAGGAGGAGGAAAUGGGCCUUGCUUUGACGAGGAGAAUCGGGACCUGGAUGUUCAGGAAGGGCUCUUGGAGGAGUUAUCAAGGUCAUCUUCAGACUGUGAUGAAAAUGAUUCAUUAGCAAGCAUUAAAGAACCAGCAAACCAUAAAAGAAAGCGAAAAGCAAGAAAAGUUGAACCUUUCUUGGAAAAUUUGGUUAUGACAGUGUUGGAGAGGCAAGAUGAGAUGCAUAAGCAGUUGAUACAGAUGCUUGAGAAUAUAGAAAAAGAGAGAAUAAUCAGAGAAGAAGCUUGGAGGCGACAAGAGAUGGAAAGGAUGAAAAGUGAUGAGGAAGCAAGAAUUCAAGAGAUGUCUCGUAACCUGACUCUUAUUUCCAUCAUCCAGAAUGUUUUGGGUCAUGAAAUUGAUCUACCUUUACCAUCAACAAUAUCAACCAUGGAAGAUAAUGGAGGCAAUAAUGUGAGUGAGGAUCAUCAUGUUCUUCAAGGAGAUGUAGAGAGUAAGAGUUGGCAAGAAGCAAAAGCACAGUCCAGUGGGGGUGAAAAUCAUCUUAGGAAAGACAUUGUGCUCGAGUUUGAUACUAACAAUAGAAGAUGGCCAGAUGAUGAAGUGCAAGCCCUCAUAAUGCUUCGAACUGCUUUGGACAAGAAGUUUCAUCUUACAGGCUCCAAAUGCUCUAUGUGGGAUGAGAUAUCCACUGGAAUGCAUGAUAUGGGCUACAACCGUAGUGCAAAGAAAUGUAAAGAGAAAUGGGAAAACAUCAACAAGUACUUCAGAAAAUCAAUGGGAAGUGUUAGGAAGCGAUUUGACAAUGGCAAGAGAUGCACAUAUUUUCAGGAAUUGAACACGCUCUAUGGUAAUGAUGAACAUGCCAGUGCAGGAAAUUCUAUGAAUCAUGCAAACAAUGACAACGAUAAGGUGGUGGAUAUUGGUUAUAAGGAUUGUGAUGAUCCAUCUGACCUUAAAGCAGAUGAUGGUAGCUAAUUUUUAGGCACCUAUUAUAUUUACAUAUUUCAUUCUUUAGUUUAAGAUUUAAUGAUUAGGCUACCCAACUUGUGUUUCUGCGCCAUUUUGCUUUUUCUAAGACAGAUUCAUGGGUUUGUUACAAAUUUUGUAAAUCGCUGAAAUACAGGAUAUUGUAGCAU
Messenger RNA from Rubroshorea leprosula, 1617 nucleotides. Lineage: Eukaryota; Viridiplantae; Streptophyta; Magnoliopsida; Malvales; Dipterocarpaceae. The record is from the annotation of a GenBank genome assembly.